Molecule: messenger RNA, 2104 nt
Organism: Cucumis melo (muskmelon)
Lineage: Eukaryota; Viridiplantae; Streptophyta; Magnoliopsida; Cucurbitales; Cucurbitaceae
Product: bZIP transcription factor TGA10
Exons: 12
Coding region: 300-1859 (519 amino acids)
Biological process (GO): regulation of DNA-templated transcription; DNA-templated transcription
Molecular function (GO): sequence-specific DNA binding; DNA-binding transcription factor activity
Source: RefSeq, a predicted model, not a curated record
UCUCUCUCCAUAACCGACUGAUCAUCUCUCUCUCUCCUAAUUACUUCAUUUCCUCUCUUUAUUCUUUUUUUUUCUCAUAUGAAUCAUCCAAAUAUGUGAGAAAUAAAAAAAAAAUCAAAAACAAAAAAGGUGGUUGAGAGAGAGAGCUUAAGCUUGGUGUAGCCAUUAAUGGGGUAAUUACUCAAGAAAUCUUCAAAAGGAUUCAUCAUCAUCAUCAUCAUCACCAUCAUCAUCAACAAGGAAGAAGAAGAAGAAGAAGAUACAAAGCCAAAAAGAGAAAAAAGAGUUCAACUUUUUUAAUGGCUUCUUCCAAUAUUAAAAACAGCUCCAUCAUCAUCCAACAAGAAGAAGAAGAAGAAAAACAACAACUUCAUCAUCAUCAUCAACAACAACAACAACAACCUCAAUUUCUUCAAAAUCCAAGCUUUGUCAUACCAUCAAACUCAAAAAAUUCCUCAUUAUUCAAUUUCCAAAACCCCAACUUCUCUGAUCAUCAUCAACACCACCAUCAUCAUCAUCAAUUGCCUUUCUCCAUGAAUCUCCCUUCCAUCUCUUCAAACUUCUUAAGCAAAGAUGGAGGAGGAGAUGAUUUGGGAGAAUUGGAUCAAGCUCUUUUUCUCUAUCUUGAUGGACAAGAACCCUCUUCAACCACUACUCAAGACCAAAGACAGAGUUCGGGUAUGAGACCUCCGACGUUGAAUAUCUUCCCGUCGCAGCCGAUGCAUGUCGACUCAUUACCAAUAAAAGGAAAUACAACAUUGAUAAACCAUGGUGGUGAUUCAAAGAUCAAAGCAUCUGAGCCGUCCAAAGAGUUGGCCAACCAACGCAGCAAUGGAGGAGCCAUUGCAUCUGCUCCAGCUCCAACCCAAACUACAACUACAACCGAACCUCAUCCCAAACCUCCUAAACGUGAGUCAAGCAAAAAAGGGCUCACCUCAAGUUCCGAGCAAGAAGGACCCAAAACUCCGGACCCUAAGACCUUAAGAAGAUUAGCUCAAAAUCGAGAAGCUGCUAGAAAAAGCAGGCUGAGAAAAAAGGCAUAUGUUCAGCAAUUAGAGAUGAGUAGGAUUAAGCUGACGCAGCUGGAACAAGAGCUACAAAGAGCAAGAAAUCAGGGCAUGUUUUUGGGUGGAGGAGCCGCCAUUUUAGGAGGACCUGACCAAGGACUUCCCUCCGGCUUCCAUAACCUCAGCUCCGAUGCUGCGGUGUUUGACAUUGAGUACGGGAGGUGGCAAGAGGAACACCACCGGUUGAUGUGCGAGCUACGAGCAGCGGUGCAAGAGCACCUACCGGAGAACGAGCUGCGGUUGUACGUUGACAGCUGCCUAGCCCAUUACGAUGAGGUUUUGAACUUGAAGAUGAUGGUGGCUAAAUCGGACAUAUUUCACCUUGUGUCCGGCAUGUGGAAGACUCCGGCGGAGAGAUGCUUCAUGUGGAUGGGCGAUUUUAGACCCUCUGAGCUCAUUAAGAUAAUAAUGGGUCAAAUAGAGCCAUUAACAGAACAUCAAAUAUUAAACAUUUGUGCAUUGCAACAAUCAACACAAGAAAGUGAAGAAGCAUUGUCUCAAGGACUUGAAGCCCUAAAUCAAUCAUUAUCAGACACCAUCACCUCUGAUUCAUUGAGUAGCCCUCCAAAUAUGGCUAACUAUAUGGGCCAAAUGACAUUAGCCAUCAAUAAGCUCUCUACUCUUGAAGGCUUUGUAAGACAGGCAGACAACUUGAGACACCAAACGGUUCACCGAUUGCAACAAAUGUUGACAACUCGACAAGCAGCAAGAUGUUUGUUAGCCAUUGCUGAGUAUUUCCAUAGGCUUCGAGCUUUGAGUUCCUUAUGGUUGGCUCGUCCAAGGUUGCAGUGAACGAAAAAAAGACCAUAGAAGUAUAAGAUAAAUAGAUAGACACAAGAAAAUUAGUUUUGUUUUUCUUUUUGAAUUCAUCUAGCAUACCUAGGGGAGGAUUUGAAUCUAUCCCAUUUUAUAGUUAAAAGGUAUAUAUGUAUUUAACUGAUUGAGUUACGCUCAUGUUGACAUAAAAUAAUAUUUUUAAUUACGAAGUUCUCUCAAACACCGUUGGAAUGAAUAUAAUUGUCAAUGUUUACUUUUUA